AUGUCGGCAGGUGAUAUAUCAGCUAUAAAAACCAAAUCUACCAAAAAAAACAGAAGGAGAAAGAAGAGAAGAACAGCUGAUGUUUCAUCAUCAUCAGAUUCAUCAUCAGACUCAUCGUCAUUUUCUGAAAAUGAAGUAGAAGAAGUUACUAAAGAAACUGCUAAGGAGGCCAUCACUGAAGAUAGUAAUACCCACCAGGGUCUUUCUAAGAGUAAAAAUGAGGACGAAGAUAAAGACGUUGAAAUGGAAGUUUCUGAUGUCGAGCUAUCAGAUGAAGAAAAAGGCGAAGAUUUAAACCUAAACUCCAAAGAAAUAAUAGAUGAUUCCACUAAAAUCUCUUUAAGCAAACUUUCAGAACCCUCAAGAUCUCAAAAUAAAGACAAUUUCUUGAAUGCAUCGAAAAUUGCUGAAAACAUCAAAUUUGCAAGAAGCGAAUAUAACGGAUUGGCGGAAAAUUUCACACCAAGAGGGAAAGAAAAGAGUAAACUAAGAGAAGAAUAUCUAAACCUACUUUUUACAAACUACGGUGAUGACAUCAAUCGUCUUAGAUCGGCACCUGAUUUUACGAAUAAAUCGCUAUCCAUCUUGGCGGAUGUUCUGGAGGAAGGCAUAGGAAUGUUUGACAUUGGAGAACUAGAAUCGAUCCUGAAAAAUAAAGAAAUGGAGAAGUAG
Molecule: messenger RNA, 672 nt
Organism: Saccharomyces eubayanus
Lineage: Eukaryota; Fungi; Ascomycota; Saccharomycetes; Saccharomycetales; Saccharomycetaceae
Gene: RSA3
Product: Rsa3p
Exons: 1
Coding region: 1-672 (223 amino acids)
Biological process (GO): ribosomal large subunit assembly
Cellular component (GO): preribosome, large subunit precursor
Source: RefSeq, a predicted model, not a curated record